GCGAGUGUACCGAUCGGCGAAUGCACAAACACAUCGCCCACACUCUCACGUACGAUCCUUGUAUAUUUAGGCAUUACCACCACCUUCGGUCCGUGCGUCCUUUGCUGAGUGGGUGGGUGAGGGAGAAAUGUCCGGACUGGGUUCGAGUACCAGGCCGUUGGCACGUUGUCGCUGGUGCUUCUCUGGGCAGUCCACCUUCCUCUUUCGAAGGCCAAGUACGCAUGUAUAUACACAGAGGAGGAGUGCGGGCUUGGAAAUAUUUUUUUUUCUUCCUUGGCCGAGAGUGGCCUCUUUCUCUCUUUCUCUCGCUCUUGAAAGACAGACGGAGAGCAAACCCUGUUGGAGGUUCACUGAAGUGAGACACUCUAAGAACAUAAGAGAUCUAUCCUCCUAGCCUCGUAGUGACAUUGUGAGAUAGGAUCUUCGAUGAGGAACAAUCAUGACUUGACUCCCCGAUUGAACCCCAAAGCCAGUCCAAGAUAAGACAAGUCGUUUUGGUUCAAGUGGGCUCGACAAACAGUCGGAAACCGAAUUCGCAUAGUCAUCUGUGGACAUCAGAAUGUCUCAAAACGGCCUUCCGGAUCAGCGGUAUCGUUUGGUGGUCUUGGGCGAUGGUGGGGUGGGUAAAUCUGCCUUGACCCUGCAAUAUGUGCAACGAAACUUCCUCGAAUACCAUGACCCCACCAUUGAGGAUGCCUACAUUCAGAGAACCACCAUCGAUGGACAGCCUUGUCUGCUCAACAUUCUGGACACGGCGGGUCAAGCCGAGUUCACGGCCAUGCGUGAACAGUACAUGCGAGGCGGCGAAGGCUUCAUCAUAUGCUACUCGAUUGCGGAUAAGCAUUCGUUCCUAGAGGCCGAAGAGUACAGAAAACUGAUCUUGAAGGUUCGCGCCGACGACAAAGUUCCGGUUAUUCUGGUGGGCAACAAGAUUGAUCUCGAAGACCAAAGACGGGUUAGCACCGAGGAUGGUGCCGCUUUGGCCAACAAAUUCAAUUGCAAAUUCAUUGAAACCUCGGCAGCAGAUCGUCGCCAUGUGGACGAGGCAUUCCAAAUUCUAGUCAGAGAGAUCCGGAACCAUCAGCAGGGUGACGACCAAACCAAAGAACACGAGAUCUCUCGAUGGAAGAAGCUCUGGUCCUCAAUAGUGAAGAAAACCAAACGAAAGCGCAGACACUAGAGCGCUAACCAGCUCACGAUCUCAAUUCUCAAGACCUCGCUCGUCUCAGUAACAAACAACCAAAUGGAUCAGAAGACUUACGAGAGAAGCAACAACCAUUUGAUGUUUGUUAUUCCUACUUGACUACUUUCUGUUUAGCUACGCAUUGGCAUUGGUACCGAUCAAGUUUCGAUUCUGUGGUUCUUGUUGAAUCUUUUGGCCAAUGCUGAAGACUCCAUGAGCCUAGUAUUAUUUCAUGACGAACCAGUUGCUUAACAUUCAUGGCAUGCCAAGCCUCACACAAAUUAGACCUGGUGAUACUUAUUGUUCAAAAUGUGUGUCAUGUUUGCAAAAUUUCGCAUUAAUGCCACGUUAAUGAAUGUAAUUUGUAUUUAUUUUGCAACUUGCAUGUCAAAAGUUCUCCAAGCCAAAAGAGAAAUUUAUCCCGUUGUUCAUUUUUAUGAUGUUGAAUUGUUGUUCAGGAAUGCAGCAAACCCCUGAGAAAAUAAAUUAUUUAUCAUUACA
Tigriopus californicus is the source of this 1684-nucleotide messenger RNA. It is a transcript of the gene Ric, whose product is annotated as GTP-binding protein Rit2-like. Gene Ontology annotation, cellular component: plasma membrane. Gene Ontology annotation, molecular function: GTP binding; GTPase activity; calmodulin binding. The record is from RefSeq and is a predicted model, not a curated record. NCBI's taxonomy places the organism in Eukaryota, Metazoa, Arthropoda, Copepoda, Harpacticoida, Harpacticidae. Gene Ontology annotation, biological process: Ras protein signal transduction. Bases 560 to 1180 code for a protein of 206 amino acids. The transcript has 3 exons.